CAUGAUGAGCAGCUACGGGGACGCCGAGGAGGACACGGUGGCGCUGCUGGCCCAUGACAGCGGCGGCAGCAAGGAGCCCGAGCGGGGCAAGGAGGAGCUGAGCGGCGACAAGGGCCCCGAGAAGCCGGACCCGUCGCAGAAGCCACCCUACUCGUACGUGGCCCUCAUCGCCAUGGCCAUCCGCGAGAGCGCCGAGAAGCGGCUCACGCUCUCCGGGAUCUACCAGUACAUCAUCAGCAAGUUCCCCUUCUACGAGAAGAACAAGAAGGGCUGGCAGAACAGCAUCCGCCACAACCUCAGCCUCAACGAGUGCUUCAUCAAGGUGCCCCGCGAGGGCGGCGGCGAGCGCAAGGGCAACUACUGGACGCUGGACCCGGCCUGCGAGGACAUGUUCGAGAAGGGCAACUACCGGCGGCGGCGGCGCAUGAAGCGGCCCUUCCGCCCGCCGCCCAGCCACUUCCAGCCCGGCAAGACCCUCUUCGGCCCCGACAGCUACGGCUACCUCUCCCCGCCCAAGUACCUGCAGUCCACGUUCAUGAACAACUCGUGGCCGCUGGCGCAGCCGCCCGCGCCCAUGCCCUACGCCUCCUGCCAGAUGUCAGGCGGCAACGUGAGCCCCGUCAAUGUGAAAGGACUCUCGGGCCCGGCCUCGUACGGCCCCUACUCGCGCGUGCAGAGCAUGGCGCUGCCCGGCAUGGUGAACUCCUACAACGGCAUGGGCCACCACCACCACCACGGGCACCCCGCGCAGCAGCUGAGCCCCGCCAGCCCCGCGCCGCCCGCCGCCAACGCCGCCAACGGCGCCGGCCUGCAGUUCGCGUGCGCCCGCCAGCCCGCCGAGCUCUCCAUGAUGCACUGUUCCUACUGGGAGCACGACGGCAAGCACGGCGCGCUGCACUCCCGCAUAGACAUCUAGCCGCCCGCCCGGCCUUCCUCCUCCUCGUCCUCCUCUUGCCGCCGCUGCCCCUUCGCGGCGCGGGGCUGCGGGCGGCGUGAGCGCGGGGAGCUCCCGGCCGGGCCGCCCGCCCGCCUCUCCGUGUGUGUGUGUCUGUCUGUCUGUCUGUAGCCAGCACGGAGGCCCCGUCGGUUCGUCUGUUUGUCCGUGGCGGCUUCGAGGGGGAGGCGGGAGAG
Messenger RNA from Nothoprocta perdicaria, 1131 nucleotides. It is a transcript of the gene FOXL2, whose product is annotated as forkhead box L2. Gene Ontology annotation, biological process: anatomical structure morphogenesis; regulation of transcription by RNA polymerase II; cell differentiation. Lineage: Eukaryota; Metazoa; Chordata; Aves; Tinamiformes; Tinamidae. Gene Ontology annotation, molecular function: DNA-binding transcription factor activity, RNA polymerase II-specific; RNA polymerase II cis-regulatory region sequence-specific DNA binding. The record is from RefSeq and is a predicted model, not a curated record. The transcript has a single exon. The coding region runs from base 2 to 916 and encodes 304 amino acids.